AUGGCUAAUAUAUUGACUAUGCAGUUUUUAUCAUCUGAUGAAGAGGAUGAAAACUAUGAUAUUGAGGAGGAAUUAAGGGAAGAAAUGAAGAAAAAAAAAAAGAAAACAAGAAAGGAAAGAAGUUUAAAGAAUGUUGAAAAUACAAUAAAAAAUGCAAUAAUAAAAGAAAAAAUAGAUAAAACAUAUAAUGAAAUUAAUCAAGAAUAUGAGAAGUUAUACAAGCAUGAAACACACAUUGAUAAAGAAGAUUUUUUGUUACAAUUUCAUAAAAAAUAUCCACAAAUAGAGAAAAAUUACAAUACAAAAAAAAAAUUACUAAAUCAUAUAAAUAAAUACUGCUCUUUAGACGAAGAAAAUUCUGCUAUAUUAAAUGUAAAAGAAUUUAAGAAAUUAUGUAGAAAUAAUAAUAAUAAUAAUGAUAUAUCAGAGACUGUUAAGAAUGCAUUAGAAUCUUUUUAUGAUAAUAAUUCAGUAGAUAUAGAAAAAAAAUAUAUGUAUGCAGGUAAAAUUUAUACAAUAAAAAAAAAGAUUGAUAAAACAUCUGUUGCAUAUAAAAGAUAUUUAAAAACAAAAAAUAAAACGGAUUUGGGAGGUAAUUUUAAAAAUAUUGAUAAACUUAUACAAAGUAUUCAAGAAAAUAAACAAAUUAAUACAGUUGAUAAAUCAACAGAAGACUGGAAAAAUUACAAAAUAGCUAAUUCUAUAGACGAGGAAAAAUUAAAAUCUAAACAGAAUUAUUUGGAGAAUAAAUUUUUUGCAGAAAAUGUAGAAAGAAAGUUAUUUGAAAGUAAAGUUAAAAAAAAGUUGACAUAG
Plasmodium relictum is the source of this 813-nucleotide messenger RNA. RefSeq names its product conserved Plasmodium protein, unknown function. Lineage: Eukaryota; Apicomplexa; Aconoidasida; Haemosporida; Plasmodiidae. The coding region runs from base 1 to 813 and encodes 270 amino acids. The record is from RefSeq and is a predicted model, not a curated record. The transcript has a single exon.